Macaca mulatta (Rhesus monkey) is the source of this 2947-nucleotide messenger RNA. NCBI's taxonomy places the organism in Eukaryota, Metazoa, Chordata, Mammalia, Primates, Cercopithecidae. The record is from RefSeq and is a predicted model, not a curated record.
CACAACAAAUUAAAAAUCGGUAAUCAGCAGUAUAAUGGGUUGUUAGAAAGUAAACUAAGGCCCAAUAAAAUAUUUAAGAGUUUAUUUGAGCAGUGAUUCCUGAAUUGGGCAGCUCCAAGCCAGAAGUGACUAGGGAGCUCCACUGAUCUCUCUGUGGAGAAGCUUUCUAGGACAUGAGGAGGAGGCUUUUUAGGAAAACAGGUAAAGCAAAGAUAAUAUUUCAUUGGUUACAGUUACACAGUUGCCUUAUUUGGUCUAUCCCAUGAGGAAGUCCUAGUUAUAUAAUUAUGUUUUUGUUGGCUGCUUCUGAUUGGUUGAGCUUAAGUUCUAUGUCUCUUUAAUAUAGGCAUUUACAAGAAAUAGCACAAAUAAAGUUUCAGACAUGCUUGCGAAUCAAGCAAGGUUAAUGUUACUUAGGAGGCCCAACUGGCUCUGCCAGCUCAAGGAUUAUUCUGGCCUGGUCUCCAUUUUAUAUGAACAGUUGCAUAAAUAAACACAGAGUACCUGAAACAACGGAGGUGAUCAUUCUGCCUACCGAAUGUUGGCCAGGCCAAGCUUGGAGUGUUGCUCUUAUUCUUAGGGGGAUUAUUAUUAAGUAAUCUCAUCUGUAAACGGGAUUACAAUCCACAAACUAACCUUGUAUAUGCUUCCAUUCCCUCGCCCAACCCAGCCCCACACUCCAAGGUUUUUCCUUUGCUUAUAACAGGGUAGUCACCCUUUUUUAUUUCGACAUUCCAAACAUUCUGGGAGUUUUCCUCCUUUAGGCCAACUACAGCACAGAGGAGCGCUUCCUUCUGCUGGGUUUCUCCGACUGGCCCUCCCUGCAGCCGGUCCUCUUCGCCUUUGUCCUCCUCUGCUACCUCCUGACCUUGACCGGCAACUCGGUGCUGGUGCUGCUGACGGUGCGCGACCCGCGCCUGCACACGCCCAUGUACUACUUCCUCUGCCACCUGGCCUUGGUGGACGCGGGCUUCACCACAAGCGUGGUGCCGCCCCUGCUGGCCAACCUGCGCGGACCAGCGCUCUGGCUGCCGCGCAGCCACUGCACGGCCCAGCUGUGCGCAUCGCUGGCUCUGGGUUCCGCCGAGUGCGUCCUCCUGGCGGUGAUGGCGCUGGACCGCGCGGCCGCAGUGUGCCGUCCGCUGCGCUACGCUGGGCUCGCCUCCCCGCGCCUAUGCCGCGCGCUGGCCAGCUCCUCCUGGCUAGGCGGCCUCACCAACUCCGUUGCGCAAACAGCGCUCCUGGCUGAGCGGCCUCUGUGCGGGCCCCGCCUGCUGGACCACUUCAUCUGUGAGCUGCCGGCGUUGCUCAAGCUGGCCUGCGGAGGCGACGGAGACACCACCGAGAACCAGAUGUUCGCCGCCCGUGUGGUCAUCCUGCUGCUGCCGUCUGGCGUCAUCCUGGCCUCCUAUGGUGCCGUGGCCCGAGCUGUCUGUUGCAUGCGGUCCAGCGGAGGCCGGAGAAGGGCGGUGGGCACGUGUGGGUCCCACCUGACAGCGGUCUGCCUGUUCUACGGCUCGGCCAUCUACACCUACUUGCAGCCCGCGCAGCACUACAACCAGGCACGGGGCAAGUUCGUAUCGCUCUUCUACACCGUGGUCACACCCGCUCUCAACCCGCUCAUCUACACCCUCAGGAAUAAGGAAGUGAAGGGGGCGGCGAGGAGGCUGCUGUGGAGUCUGGGGAGAGGCCAGGCUGUACAGUGAGUAGGUUGGGGAGGGGAGAAAGUAUUAAGCCAGAACCCAAGGAUGGAAAUACCCAUUAGUGAGUCAGUUUAGACUUCAGACUCUUCAUUUUUGUAUGAUAAUCUGCAAGAUUUGUCCUAAGGAGUCCAAUGGGGGAAAUGUUUUCCUCCCGUUUGGAAAUGUUUAGUUCUUGAGGGAAAAUUCCUAAAUCCUCUAUAUACACAGGUUUAAGGAAGGAAAACCUACCCCUCACGACUCCACGUGCAGGUAAGAUGAUGGAAGUGAUGACUGCCUUUAGCUUCCUCCCUAUCUGAUGGAAGACCGUGGAAGACCUCUUGAUCUCUGCCAUCAGAAGUCUCAAGUUGACAAGAAAAUCAUAGUCCCUACUCUGCAGGAGAGGGUCAUCCAGAAAAAGAGGCCAUGGACUCUCUUCUCGGAAACCAGUCCAACCUAGUGCAGACCUUGCCAGGGGACCAGUGCCCUCCCCAGGGCAUUUCACCCAUAAGUGUGAUGAGGAAAGCCCAUAAGUGGUGGUGAAUUUUGUUGAGUGGGGUUAAGAUGGGAAACCCUCCUGCAGGAGUUGGUUCUUGAACAAGUUUUAAAGAAACAAGGAACUAGGACGAGUGUGGAAGAAGGCGGGCAUGUCUCAGGCUGUGAAAAAAACUCACAGGUGAUCAAUAGUGAGACAUGAGAGAGAGAGAGAGCAAGAGUCAGAAAGAGGAGUAAAUGGAGGGAGGAAGAUGGAGGAAGUUCUCAAGACAGGAACAGGGAUCUACUCAUGAAAAAAAGCAGAGAGAAAAAUGCUCAAUCAGCAGAACCUGAGCAGAAUAUUGAGGUCAAUCCAGAAGCCAGCUCCUCACCCACCCUCGCCCAGACCAGCACCCUUAUCAUACGGAAGACCUGCUAGACCCUAUGGCAGGUAGGAGAGAGGGUGGUCCACAGUCCCCCAGCUUCAGAAAGUUUGUUCUCUCCCGGUGUCCAUCUACCCCUAGGAACCCCCACUAGUUACACACAAUCACUAGAUCCCUGUGGAAAAUACCUUUCCUUGCCCACCAACAUCCCCAUAAAUAAUAACUAUUUUAGUUGGGUGUGGGACAUAGAGAGUGGGAGGGGGCAUGGUGCCAGACUUCAUUUCAUACCAAAUAGCCUUAAAGGAGAAGAGGGGGAAAGGAGCUCAAUUUAGUUUCUAAAAUGUUUAGUAAUUUGAUUAUGAUCAUGUCAGAGCAACUAAUUCAUUUUAAAAUAAAUCAUUUCACUAUGCU